Messenger RNA from Carassius gibelio (silver crucian carp), 2753 nucleotides. RefSeq names its product interleukin-17 receptor B. Gene Ontology annotation, molecular function: interleukin-17 receptor activity. The transcript is spliced from 11 exons. The coding region runs from base 95 to 1576 and encodes 493 amino acids. NCBI's taxonomy places the organism in Eukaryota, Metazoa, Chordata, Actinopteri, Cypriniformes, Cyprinidae. The record is from RefSeq and is a predicted model, not a curated record.
UGUGCAUAUGGUUUGUGGGCGUUUCCUGUUGUGGAACGUAUAAAAGGAGAGCCACGGCUCAUUUCAAUAGAGAUUUGUGUUCAGGUCUGUUCAAAUGGAACUUCUAGACUGCAUGAGGGAAAUUGUUGCUUUUUUCUUUUUAAUCCAGUGGACAGCUUCAGACAACAGUUCUCUCAGUAUAGUUGCCACUUGUAAAAAAGAUGAGCAUACAGUACCCACAGAAUGGUAUAAAAUCCAUGAAUCGAACCCUUCACCCUUAAACGAGCUGUCUGCAGAGCUGAUUGAAUCUCAAACCUCUAUUAUUAUCAGAUGGUCCAUUAAUAUUGAUAGCAGCUUUCGCAGUCUUAUUGGCACAUGGAUAACGGUUUCCGAAGAAUCUAACUCAUAUUACAGAUGCGAGUACCAGCCUCCAUUUACCUCAGAGCGAAUCAACCUCACUGGUCAAGAACAGUUAUGGUUCCAUUUCAUUGUGCCAAAUGUAGCUGUUUGUCCUUCAACCAGUUAUUACAUAUCUGCCUAUAAUAUUCCAACACCAUCCGACGGAGCAAAUACAGAAUAUGUAAAGAUGGCCCAAACAGCUGAAAUUCAGUGGAAUGCUGACAUUUAUUCAGUGCUUCAUGGAGACAAAAUAGUGGUGACCUUCAAUACGAGCUUCGUGGCGGAAAGACAUACCAUCAUAUUGAAAAACAGCACACAUCGACUGCUAAAAACAGAUGGAGGGAAAGGGGAAUGCAAAGUAGAAAAAUGUGAAGUGGAACUAGAAUACAUGGAAUACAUGGGUCCCUGUGAAGACCUUGAGAUAUUGAUACUGCCUCACUUCACAGACUGUCAUGAAGAAAGUGAAUGGAAGGUUCAAAAAGUGAGCUGUACUAACAGAUCUGUUUUGGACAUUGUUGGAUGUGUGCUGGCACUUCUCUUCGUGCUUCUCUGCUGCUUCAUCAUCUGUCAAACCUUCCGCUGGGUUCGUGGCUCGAGGCGCGCUGCGUCUGUGCGUGUGCUGCUCGUGUACCCUGCAGUAGACAGUGUGUUUCAGCGCUCUGUGAUGCUCCUGGCUGAAAGUCUGCAGAGUCGUGGUGGAGUACGUGUCGUCAUCGAUGUGUGGGAGAGAAGAAGUGUAGCAGAACAAGGGCCGCUCCGCUGGCUCAACACACAGGCUGACCUCUCAGACAGAGUCCUCCUCAUCUCACCACCUAAACGCACAUACACGGAUGACCUCAAAUCCAAACUAGUUCCUGGCGUGCCAGAUGACACAGUUUCAGCUUCUGCCAGCAAUCUCUUUGCUCUUGCGCUCAACCUCGUUACCAGUGCUGCCCAUGACCCACACAGCCGGGACAAGUUCUGGGUCAUCAGCCUGGAGCAUGAUGAGAAGAGUGUGCAGACUGAGCUCAGAGGCUGCAGGAUGUUCGUUCUGCCGAGAGACUUGAAGAAGCUCCAUCUGCAGCUGUUGAGUGGAGCGAUCCAGAGCCCAGUGCUGCCGAGGUGCUUCUACUGCAAAAACACCCUGGAGCAGCUGGAAGUGAAUACAGACUUCCCAUCUUGUGUAAAGCGUGUCAGCCUGGCAGAAUCAGAUGAAUAGGCCAAAAAUCAUUUUCUGUUGUCUCUGUGUCUUUGUGUUUACUUUUCAAACAUGGUGUUGGGAGGGGGGGGGGGGGUGUACUCUGAGCUGGUUUAUCUGGUUUGCAGUGUCCUGUUUGCAGCGUGGACUAUGACCACUUCAACGCAUGUGAUCUCCUGCAAAUGCUGUGAUAGAAUAAAGCCCCUUUAACACUGCCAUUCCUGCAAAUACAGGGGUAAAGUGUUCCUGUAAUUGUUCCCUGGUCACUAGAUUUGGCACUUUCACACUGCCAGUGAUGACCCGGUAUAUGUGCGUGCUUUCACACACAACCCUUGAAGAUCCCGUAACGACACGUGACAUCAGCGCGUGACGUGUAAUGUACGAGUCGACAACGCUAGGCACGUUAUACUUUCACUGAAGCAAGCAAACGAUCUCGGCGUCAGCGCGGAAAGUGAGGAACUAACUGAUCUCUGCUUCAUUACAGUUUGCACAUAUGUUUUCGUCGUGAAUGUUGAUCUUCCUUCAAAACAGCCGGUAAAAGAGUCGCGCGAUAACGCAUGCCAUCACUUCGACACGGAAUUAGAUCUGGCUUUUGUUCACACAGCGCUCGUUCCGGAUCGAUUACCGCAAUGUUACUAGGUCCCCGACCCAGGUUCAAUUCGGUAAUCAAUUCCGGGACGUGGUUGCUUUCACAAAGAAGGCGACCAGGCAAUAUUGCGGGUCCGAUGUGCAGUGUGAAAGGGGCUUAACUGAUCCAUCUCUUUAUGGUCUAAUAAAGAAAAGUUUUUCAUUUUUCUUCAGCUGUGCCUAUGGAAGCGUUCUUAUGCUGGAAUAGAGAAUACUAAUGAUGGUCUACAAACUCAUGUAAAACAUCACAUACUGCUCACAGCCGCCUCCCACUGUAGGCUAAAGUUCAGGCUGAUAACUUUAACACUUCUGCCUUGAGCAAACACAGUGUGUCACAAAUGAACAGCUGAAAUUGUUUCUUUGUCUCGUUGGGUUCUGACUUGCAUUUCUUCUGACUUACUCAGGGUCAGUGUUCGAGAAAUUUACUUUUGCAUUACACUGUGUUACUCCGUAAAAAAAGUAACUAAUUGUUUUACUAAUUAAUGCGUUAUAUCACUUAUGUGUUAUGUUUUGUAAUCUGGAUGGGCUUGCUUGUUAGUUUUUAAUAUUAAAAAGUUAUAUUUUUGGCAAA